GGUCAUAAAACGUGGGUCAUUUUGAUAGUAACAGUUUUAUGAUGACAUUAUAAAACUAAACAUGAGUACCAUACCAUUGCCAAGCCACUUGUGUUCUCUGUUUCUUCUUCCUCUCUCUCUCUCUUAAGAACUAAAACAUGUUAGAAAAAGAAAGGAAGAAAAGGUAUGGAAUUUUAAUGUGUGGAGAGGAUUCAGAGUACUUGUUAAAGAGACAUGGAGGUUGCUAUGGUUUCUUCACAAAAAUGUUGGCUGAGGAAGGAGAAACAUGGGAGCUUUACAAAGUUGUUAAUGGAGAAUUUCCUCAAGACGAUGAUGUUUGUUUGUAUGAUGGUUUUAUCAUCACUGGAAGCUGUCAUGAUGCACAUGCCAAUGACCCUUGGAUCCUUAAACUUCUCACUCUCAUUCACACUUUGAAUUCAUUCAACAAAAAAAUUCUUGGCAUUUGCUUUGGCCAUCAGAUAAUUGGGAGAGCAUUAGGAGGGAAAGUUGUUCGUUCUACAGCUGGUUGGGACAUUGAUGUCACUACCAUCAACCUGUUACAAUCAUCUUAUUCAAAUAAACCCCUCAACUUGCCAUCAAAACUUUCACUCUUCCAGUGUCACCGUGAUGAGGUUCGAGAUUUGCCCGACGAAGCCCAGAUUAUUGGUUGGUCAGAAAAAACUGGAAUUGAGAUUUUUAGAUAUGGAGAUAACAUGCUAGGGAUUCAAGGUCACCCUGAAUUCACCAUUGACAUAUUAUUUCACUUUAUUGAUCGUCUCACUCAUCGUAAUUUAAUUCAGGAAGCUUUUGCUUUGAACGCAAAGGUAAAGGCAGCAUUACGGAAGCCAGACUCAGAAGCAUGGAAAACACUUUGUCUCACAUUUCUUAAAGAAUAAUUAUUAUUGUAAUAGUUAUGUAAUUUGUAACAUAUAUUGAAGAAGGCAUGUAGAAGAAAAAUACUAAAUAGCUAUGACCGUUGUAUUGAUGUUCUUGUAACACUAUACAAAAAUGAGAAAAUAAAAUCAAAUUGAAAGAUGAAGGUUUUUAUUAAAAUAA
Molecule: messenger RNA, 1035 nt
Organism: Lathyrus oleraceus (garden pea)
Lineage: Eukaryota; Viridiplantae; Streptophyta; Magnoliopsida; Fabales; Fabaceae
Product: gamma-glutamyl peptidase 5
Exons: 4
Coding region: 138-875 (245 amino acids)
Cellular component (GO): cytosol
Source: RefSeq, a predicted model, not a curated record